This is a messenger RNA of Fusarium venenatum, 2739 nucleotides long. RefSeq lists its product as uncharacterized. The record is from RefSeq and is a predicted model, not a curated record. Lineage: Eukaryota; Fungi; Ascomycota; Sordariomycetes; Hypocreales; Nectriaceae.
AUGCCGGAUCAGCGUUUGAGUGGUGAGAAUCAGUCUCAGAAUGUCGAUGGCCCUGACGAUAUCAUCCUCGGCGAUCAUGAGCAAUGGAAGCAGAUUGACCAUAGUCAGUGGGAAUUGGAAGAGGACGAGCGCAACCUACUUCGCGAAAACAAUGUAUCAGUCCAGCAAUGGCUCCAGGGACAGGGUAACUCCCAGCCUGCCCGAGACAUAUUUAUCAACUCACAGUCGCUACCCCAGCGGAAGCGCGAAACGCAUAAGCUUCUGGUUCAUAUAGAUGAUGUGUUCAGCGAUACCAUCAAGCCACCGUCUAUCCAGGCAGCGAAGUCUUCCAACAAUACGAUUCUGGGUCUUCGAAACCCAACCACAUCAAAUGUUAACACAACCUCAAUUAAUGAACAAUUGUUUAACAGAUCUGUGUCUUCCGCUCCAUCUCUUCAACAAUUUUCAGCUGCUCCCGAUCGAAAUAUAAGAUACUGUGAAAAUGGAUAUAAUAGAGAACGCUCUUCAAGCACGUUGGCUUCUUACAGCCGCCCAGCUUUCUCGAUCGCCUCACAUGGACAUCAGGCCGGCGGUGGUCAUGCUCAAGCCACCGGCCUAUCUUUUCAACAAACGGCUCGGUCUGUCACAGGUACCGAUACAUCCGCUGGUUCAAAGAAACCGCCAAAACGUCAGAACAGCCAUUCCAUGGAUGAUGAUGAUGCAAGCAGCAAACGUACAUUCCCCAGGCGUAAUAGGUCUAGGGGCAACACCCAGUCUUAUCAUGCUCCCCCGCCCUCGUCAUCUGCGCCUCGCAGGAUGACUCAACCAAGCGGAAACAAUUCGCUACAGACAUCGAUUGAGGGUACGCGAGUACCUCCACACCAAGUUAGGAACAACGCAUCACCGUUCGUUUCUGGGGAUUCCAGUCUACUAGGGCCGAAGCAGAAUAAACCACCGCCUCGCCGCGAAGAUAAAGUUCUAUCCCAUGAGCAUUUCACCAAUUUAGGCGAACUAUGUCCAUUUUGGCUAUUUGAUCCUAUCCAAUUCAGCAACGUUGAGAGGCAAGCUUGCUGUGGCCGUAAGGAAGAAAUGUCUCAUGUCGUUACACACCUUGCUCACCAUCACGGCUUUGUUCGUGGAAAAGAUCCAAAGAAUGCGUCUCGCACAUACCUAGCAAGCUGUCAAACUCACAAUUCAUCUGUCAAGGCAAAAGGGGAUUGUUCGAAAUGUAUUUCGUUACACAAGUGGAAGGACUCGGACUUUGCAGAUCCUGAGCACAAGGGCGUUGUUCUUUGUCUGCGUUGCUGGUUUAAAUUUGACAAGAGGGAAAUGCAAAGCCACCUGGCUGGGUCGUGCCCCUACCGAGCGGAACAGCCAAAGCCAAAGAAAAUGUGCAUGCUAUAUACGACAUUUUGCUCUCCCGACAAGCCACCUAGUUCACCUCCUAAGAAUAUGGCACCACGCAAAACAAAACCCCGAUCUUCACCAAAGAGACGUAAUCGUCGUAGUACAACACAGCAAGUCGAAAACAACACAACAUACAGGUCUGCUCCAGAACAAGCCUCCCAAUUACUUCGUCCAGCUCAUCCACAGGCUCCAUGCAGUCAAGUUAAACCAAAUACUACUCAUGAAUCUACUUCCUCUACGUCGUCUCACGCUGAUUCGUUCAUUGAGAGAGACGAGCCCAUCUCUCAUGAGUUUCAUGAAACACAGAACCGACCUUCUGUUCCUGGAGAUUCGUUCGAACGCAAGGAAGCUGAUAGUCACCAGUCAAACCCUCAGCCGAUUGCAUUGAUAUAUCCAGAUACUCCUGUCGAGUACAUUGCUGACCUCUACAAAAAGCUUCAAAGAGACAGGCAACAAGGAGUCGUUCAAUCGAUUUAUUCGCCUAUGACGGCCCCGUCUUCCUUUGGAAAUGGAAGAAUGGGUGGUACGGCGGCCGUGAAUGGUUUCCAACAGCAGAAGCAACCACAGGUGCAAAAUGGCUUGCGGUUACCCAACCAGUACUCGAAUUGGCAACAGCCGUCCCUUCAAAUCCCACAAAUAUCAUCCCGAAUCUUGUCGCAACCGUCAGGCCACACCUCACAACAGGGCUUCCAAGACAAGUCGCUUGAGCAAUUCCCUCAGCAGUCCUUGACACAGCCCCAAUAUCCCCAACAGCUCUCUAGUCAGCAUCUCCCACAUGAAUAUCUUUCUGUGCAGAACCGCCAGACUUCAACAAAUGCGAAUUUUCCCACCUAUCAUGGUAGAACCCCACAGCUUCUUCGUUCCCCAAAUACGCCCCAGCUACAGCUUCAAGUGCCGGCAACGAACGAUCUGGACACAACAAUAUCAUUGUCCGGUGGUCUAUCGCAAGUACAAUCCAGUCCUUCUAGGGUCGCGUCUACCGCUGGAGAGUCUAUGUGUCUUUUGCAGUCGCCAAACCCGGACGCACCUCUGUGGUUGUUUGAUGACUAUGAUUAUGAAGAUACCUCGGACUGGCUGAAGUUCGACACAGUUGGGUCUCACCCCCAACUCCAGAAGUCCUUCGAAGUGGGCGACCCUCCGCCUCUCCAAACCCAGCAAAGCGUUGGGGACUUGAAACCUGACAGUCGUAUACUUGCUGUACAGCAAACUGCUGUUGAAAAGGACUCGGGUUAUCACUCGAACGUCUUCGACGAUCUCUCCAGUACCUUUGAUGAUUCCACUGGUGCCUUUAAUGAUUCCUCUGGUACAUUCAAUGAUAUGGAUUGGGAUCCUAAUGAUAUAUUUUCCUCCUGA